AUGCUCGGCCGGAAGGACGUGAAGGAAUGGGAGGCUGCUCCAGGUGUGGUGGACGCCCUGGAGAGAUGCGAGUUGCACCCCGGGGAGGCCCUGAAGCUGGAAUGUGGUGACCAUGACCAGUUGUGUUGUCCUGUGUGCGUCGUCUUUGACCACAGACAUUGCUCCAAAAUCCAUCCCAUUCCAGAUGUAGCAAAAGGUUUUCAGAGAAAUAUUGAGUUUCAACAAAUUCAAAAGAAGAUAGUUGAACUUGAAAAGCAAUUCGAGCUGAUGAAAGAAGCAAGAAUGAAGAAUACGACAUCUCUGAAAAAGACGCGGGCAGCCUUUUCUGAUGAAUUAAAAACCAUACGUAAAAAGAUCAACGAAAUCCUUGACAAGAUUGAGAAGGCAACUUUACAGGACUUGGACGGAAUAAUAGCUAAAUUUGAAAAAAAUAUAGAGAAAGAUAUCGAAACUUGUGAUAAAAUGACUAUCGAACUGCAAAGCAUGAUUGCCGCUUUUCAAACAAAAUUAAAAUCAAGCGAGUCAAAAUCAUAUAUUGCGUACAGAAAGAGCCAGGAUAUGAUUUCACAAGCAAGCGAUCAUCUUCGUGGCAUAUCAGUCAUUGAGUGUUACAAUGUAACAUUUCAAGCCAUUAAUCUUAUCGAAGAACUUUUAUCUUCAGUAAAGACCUUUGGAGCGGUUGAAGAACAAACUGUUAUGACCAAACAGCGAGAAGAUCUCCUUUCCGAUCCAAACCACGUCUUCAGUGUUGCAGAGUACAAGGAGUACAACGUGAAGAUGAGUAAUGACCAAUUUCAAUGUUAUAUCAGUGGCGUAUGUGAACUGCCUAGUGGAGAUUGUGUCAUAGCAGACAUGUAUAAUUGUAAAGUGAAGCUCUUGGACAAGGAGUACAGGGUGAUCGACCACUGUAAUGUCCCGGGUUAUCCUUGUGACGUGUGCCACAUUGACGGAAAUAAAGUGGCCGUUUGUGUUAACUGUACUUAUACUGAUAGACGAGGACUUUAUUUCAUUAAUGCUACGAUAGGGAGAUUCGUUACUACGACGAAGUUAAGCUUCACCCAUCCAUGUUCUGCCGUAGCAUAUCAUGGUGACCAGCUUUACAUCGGCUCCGGUAACGCCCUGUUCGUCUACACGAUGUUGGGAAAGAAGGUGAAGAGGCUCUACACGGACAAGUCUGGGGAAUGGACGGUGAAAAAAUGUGCCAUCAGUAACGACGGGAAGACAAUCUACAUGACAAACAACAGUAAACAUCAACUGAUUACCCUAGACAAGAAGGGUAAAAAGCUGGCCUUACUCACUGACCCUGACAUGGAAGAACCUACCGGAGUACACGUGACACCUGCUGGACACGUGUUCGUCUGCUGGUGCUACUACGAUGCAGUGCUGCAGGUUGACAAAGACGGAAAGAAGAAGUUGGCCACCCUGGCAAGGAAAGAAGACGGACUGGACUCACCGAAUGAUUUAUUUUUAAGCAGCCGCACUUCCUCUCUGAUUGUUGGUGGAGGGAAAGACAUACUUCUUGUUAUCAAGUUAAAUUAA
Messenger RNA from Mya arenaria, 1539 nucleotides. RefSeq lists its product as uncharacterized. The record is from RefSeq and is a predicted model, not a curated record. The coding region runs from base 1 to 1539 and encodes 512 amino acids. The transcript is spliced from 2 exons. NCBI's taxonomy places the organism in Eukaryota, Metazoa, Mollusca, Bivalvia, Myida, Myidae.